GGCUUAUAAAGAGGAUAAAUGCACUGCUACAGCUUUCUUUGAGCGUUAUUUGAUACCAUUGUUCUAUUUGACAGGUGGAAUAACUUCGCGUUCAGGUCUUUCCUCUUCCAACCACUCGAAACGAGAAUACUCCCAAAAUGUUUAGAAAUCAGUAUGACGGUGACGCUACGACUUGGAGUCCUCAGGGACGUCUCCAUCAAGUUGAAUACGCCCUUGAAGCCAUUAAGCAGGGUUCCGCUGCUGUCGGCGUUGUUUCCAACACACAUACCGUGCUUGUUGCGUUAAAGAGAAAUGCUGAAGAACUCAGCAGCUACCAAAAGAAGAUUGUACGCAUUGAUGAUCAUGUUGGAGUUGCCAUUGCUGGUCUGGCCCCCGAUGCCCGUGUUUUAAGUAACUUCAUGAGACAACAAGCACUCGCCUCAAAAAUGACUUUCAACCGUCCUAUUCCCAUUAAGAGACUUGUCAACAUGAUUGCUGAAAGAGCUCAAUUAAAUACGCAAGAAUACGGAAAGCGGCCUUACGGUGUUGGCAUGCUUGUUGGCGGCUGUGAUGAAACAGGUCCUCAUUUGUACGAAUUCCUGCCUUCAGGAAUGGUGCUCGAGUAUUUGGGAACAAGUAUGGGUGCUCGUUCCCAGUCGGCUCGUACCUAUUUGGAACGCAAUCUUCAAUCCUUCCCUGCGGCCACCCGUGAAGAACUGGUACUCUAUGCCCUUCGUGCGUUGCGCGAUACUCUUCCCCAAGACCACGAAUUAACUCGGCAAAAUGUAUCAAUCUGUGUGGUUGGCAAGGACGAAAAAUUUGUGCUUUAUGAUGACGAUGAAGAAACUGUCCAAUGGCUUGAGAAGCUUGGCGACACAAGUCCUGCGGCUGCCCGUUCUACGGCGGCAGCAGCAGCAGCAGCAGCUACGGCCACUGCUGCUGCUACUUCUCAGGAACAACAACCUGAACAAGCUACUGAAGAGAGCAAUCCUGAUGCCAUGGAUACGAACUAGAAAUGUGUGAUGAUUGUGUAGAGUUUCACGACAAGCUGCAUUUUGAGCGAAGGGAAUUUGAUGCGUACUUUGCUUAAAUAUCCGUCGGUCUGUUUACAAAAAAGUGCACGAAUUACUGCACAAAGAUUUAAUUGAAAACUACUUCAUGAUAUCCCAGUUUCUUUGCUACUAAGUUUACUUAAGAACUUUUCAAGACUUGGCAUUUUUCUCUUUGGGGGGGGGACUGCAACAAGCGUCGCAUUCUCUGAAGAAUGAAUCGCUCGAAGCAUGCGUACUGACUUGUUGACAUUCUUUGCUAGCAGUGAUAUCAACAAUACUAUGCCCUUUGGUCAAAACGUGCUUGUUUUGUUUACUCUUCUCACCCUCAUUUUACCAGCCCACCCAUCCCCUUUGUCGUCGGGUUCGGUCCGUUUGCUGAUAGGAGAGUCGAAUAGCAUUCCUCUCUCCACUGCUUCUCGUCUACCUUUUAGGUUAAAGCAGAGCAUGGCCAAUGUGGUACGGGCCCUUUUAGAAGGUUUUUAUGGUAUGUGUUGACAUCAUUCAAUGUUAGAGAAUAUCGUUUUGCCUAACCUGCUCUGACAAGUUGUGCUGGAUCUUCCUGCUUUCAUAGUACUUGUCGUCUCUGGUAUCUACACGCUGCUAGCACUGUUCAUAUCCGUCUUCGUGGAAUUUGUUGCUACCUUCUUCUCUUCCGGCAUUGACAACCGCUAACUUAGCGCACGAUUUUCGCUGUUAUCUUAUUCAGGGAACCAAAUGUCAGACAUGAGGUGCCAACAACGGCUAGUGGAAACAUGUAUUUAAGUUGUAUACGUAUUUUACCACUUUGACGAGGGAUCUGUUCUACGUUUAUGAACUUUUUUAGAAAGAAAAUUUGGCAGAUUAUGAAGCUGAUUGAGAGUAUUGUGCGAAAAAAUGUUAACUGUAAGCGAC
Schizosaccharomyces japonicus yFS275 is the source of this 1922-nucleotide messenger RNA. Its product is annotated as 20S proteasome component alpha 6 subunit Pre5. The transcript has 4 exons. Gene Ontology annotation, cellular component: proteasome core complex; nucleus; proteasome core complex, alpha-subunit complex. Gene Ontology annotation, biological process: proteasome-mediated ubiquitin-dependent protein catabolic process; protein catabolic process; proteasomal ubiquitin-independent protein catabolic process. The coding region runs from base 138 to 992 and encodes 284 amino acids. NCBI's taxonomy places the organism in Eukaryota, Fungi, Ascomycota, Schizosaccharomycetes, Schizosaccharomycetales, Schizosaccharomycetaceae. The record is from RefSeq and is a predicted model, not a curated record.